This is a messenger RNA of Sardina pilchardus (European sardine), 5266 nucleotides long. RefSeq names its product integrin, alpha 7 (gene itga7). Bases 18 to 3425 code for a protein of 1135 amino acids. Gene Ontology annotation, cellular component: external side of plasma membrane; integrin complex. NCBI's taxonomy places the organism in Eukaryota, Metazoa, Chordata, Actinopteri, Clupeiformes, Clupeidae. Gene Ontology annotation, molecular function: integrin binding. The transcript has 25 exons. The record is from RefSeq and is a predicted model, not a curated record. Gene Ontology annotation, biological process: integrin-mediated signaling pathway; cell adhesion mediated by integrin; cell-matrix adhesion.
GGAGCUGCACUUUGACCAUGGCUCCAGAGCACACAGUCAGAGGAGGACAGGUCCCACGCUCCCCCAGAACCCUGGCCUGGAGUCAGGGAUGGGGAAUGGGCCGGUGGCUCUGGGUGUGCACCCUGCUCUUGCUGCUUACUGGACUGGGAUCAGCUUUUAACCUGGACACCUCGGCUCGACUCAUCAAGGAGGGGGCGAAAGGCAGCUUCUUUGGCUUCUCUCUUGCCUUGCACCAGCAACUCACACCAGUACCCAAGAGCUUGAUCCUGGUUGGGGCACCAAGGGCCCGAGGGAUUGGGAGUAUGUCGAACAUUCACCCAGGUGCUCUCUUCCAGUGCAACAUCACAGCAGAGGAGUAUGACUGUGCCCGAGUGGACAUUGAUGGAGAUAUGAGAGUGGACCGAGAGAGCAAAGACAACCAGUGGCUUGGAGUUACCGUGAAGAGCCAGGGCAUUGGAGGAAAAGUCGUGACGUGUGCCCAUCUGUAUGAGCUGAGGCAACGUGUGCGGCAGCCCUCGGAGACACGCGACCCCAUCGGCCGCUGCUACGUGCUGAGCGAGGACCUGACGGAGCGGGACGACCUGGACGGGGGCGAGUGGAAGUUCUGCGAGGGCCGUCCCCAGGGCCACGAGCAGUUCGGCUUUUGCCAGCAGGGCAUGUCUGCCAGCUUCACGCCCGACAACAACUUCAUCCUGUUCGGGGCGCCAGGCACCUACAACUGGAAAGGAGAGAUGCAUGUCCAGCUUCUCAACCUGACCGUGCUGGAGCUGGGCUACUACGACGACGGCCCGUAUGAGGUGGCCGACGAGAAGCAGCUGAACGCCUCGUUCAUCCCCGUGCCGUACCACAGCUACCUGGGGUUCUCAGUGGACUCGGCCGUGGGUCUGCUGAGCCGGACGGAGCUGACCUUCGUGGCGGGGGCCCCGCGGGCCAAUCACACGGGCGCGGUGGUGCUCCUGCGCAAGGACAACGUGUACCGGCUCGUGCCCAAGCACAUCCUGUGGGGCGAGGAGCUGGCCUCCUCCUUCGGCUACUCGGUGGCCACCGCCGACCUCAACAGCGAUGGAUGGACUGAUCUCAUAGUGGGGGCACCCAACUUCUUUGACCGCAAGGCAGAGAUCGGCGGCGCCGUGUACGUCUACCUGAACCCGUCCGGCCACUGGUACAUGGACCGGCCCAUCCGCCUCAACGGCACCUACGACUCCAUGUUCGGCAUGACGGUCAGCAGUGUGGGAGACCUGGACCAGGACGGAUACGGGGAUUUUGCUGUGGGCGCUCCGUUUGAUGGGGAUGGGAAGGUGUUCAUCUACAGAGGCGCCGCCUCAGGUCUACACACCAAACCUUCUCAGGUGCUGGACGGGGUGACCGUUGGUGUGGAGCGCUUUGGCUACUCCAUCUCUGGGGGCCUGGACAUCGAUGAGAACCAGUACCCAGACCUGGCGGUGGGCUCGCUAAGCGACAAGGUGGUGCUCUACAGAUCUAGUCCAGUGAUCCACAUAUUACGAGACAUCACCAUUGAGCCCCACCUUAUUGACCUGGAACAGCACAACUGCAAGGGAAGAGACGGAGUUUGUGUGGAGGUGAAAGCCUGCUUUGCAUACUCGGCGCACCCCGAGUCCUACUCCCCACGAAUCACGCUCACCGUUCUGUUCGAAGCCGACACGGAGCGCAGGAAGCUGGGCCUUCCCCACCGGGUCAACUUCCUGGGCCGCAGCCGGUCCGAGCUCGAGUUCUUCCACUCAGAGGAGGUCAAGCUGCAUGGGCAGAAACACCCAGCAUGCCAGACCGCCACCUUCCAGCUCAAGGAGAGCCUGUGGGACAAGCUGCGUCCGAUCUCUCUGGCCAUCACACACACCAUCAAACACACCCACCACCACCGGCACGUCGGUCCAGAACACCUGGCCAUGCUGACCCCCGUGCUAAGCACCCACGUCUCCAACACGCUGCUCUCCGAGGUGAACUUCCUGAGAGAAGGCUGUGGGGACGAUAAGGUCUGUCAGAGCAACCUGCAGCUUGUCUGGAAAUUUUGCACCAAAGCCCACCCGGCAGACCCCUUCACCCCUCUCUCCCUUGAUGAGGAUGGGGUUCCGGUGUUCACGCUGAAGGAACAGAGGCCAGUGGCGCUGGAGUUGGAGGUGAGCAACUUCCCGUCUGACCCGGAGAACGACCAGGAGGAUGGAGACGACGCCCACGCCGCCAAGCUGCAGAUCAUUCUCCCAGAGACGCUGUCCUUCGACUCCGUCAGAAGGCACGGCCACGGCCAGCAGGUGCUGUGCGAAGCCAACCAGAAUGGCUCCCAGGUUGACUGUGAUCUGGGCAACCCAUUCAAGAGAGGUGGAUUGUUGAAAUUCUACAUCGCUCUAAGCACAGCUGCGUUCUCCAUUGAAACCACAGAGCUGUCAGUUGAUCUUAUUCUGUCAACCAUUAGUGAGCAGCCUGACCUUGCCCCCAUCACAGCCAAAGCUAAAGUGGAGAUAGAGCUCCCCCUGGCUGUCAGUGUCAAAGUCAACCCCCAUCGGCUGUUCUUCAGUGGGGCUGUGAAGGGAGAGAGUGCAAUGCAGUCGCUGGAUGAUAUAGGAAGUCCUGUGGAAAUUGAUUUCCAGGUGACCAGCACUUUCCAAACGCCACACACUCUUGGCUCCGCCUUCCUGAACAUCAUGUGGCCUCACGAGUUGUCCAAUGGCAAGUGGCUGCUCUACCCCACAGGGGUGGAGUCGGAGGACCCCUCUCUCAGGCAGUGCAUCGAUCCCUCGGAGUUCGACCCCAUCCCAAUCGUCCCCAAGAACGCCACCAAGCCCACCAACCUCCAGACGCUCAGUCGGAAAGUUCGCUCCUACUCAGAGGAGGAAGGAGAGGCCAUGACCAAAGGCAGCGUAGAGAGAACUACUCCUGCUGUGGCCGCCUCAGAGAAACGCAAGUCCCUGAAACUGGACUGCCUGCUAGGCUCAGCACGCUGCAAGGUGUACAGCUGUCCCCUGCAGAGCGUGUCUGACAUCGCCAUCCUCAAGAUCAAAGCUCGCUUGUGGAACAGCAGCUUCAUUGAGGAGUUCCCCUCAGCCAGUGCCCUGGAGCUGAUGAUCCGAGCCAACAUCUCAGUGAAGUCCACCAUCAAACACCUGGUGCUCAGAGCCACGGCAGCAGAGGUCCCGGUGGAGAUCUACCCAGAGCACCGCCUCUCAGACCCGUACGCCAUCCCCUGGUGGAUCAUCCUCAUCGCCAUCCUGGCCGGCAUCUUAGUCCUGGCGCUGCUGGUUUGCUUAUUGUGGAAGUGUGGCUUUUUCCGGAGGGCUCAGUAUAAAGACAAAGUGCCUCAGUACCACGCGGUGAAGAUCCCUCGGCAGGACCGGCCACAGUUCCAGGACGAGAAGUCUGUCAUUUUACACAAAAAAGAAUGGGCUACACACUGGAGCGAUGGCACAUCCUGAGUCACACACGCACACAGACACACACACACACACACACACACACACACACACAUAACUCUGCUGAACACUCUGCAGUGUAUGCAGAGGCUUUGCUGUGCAGAGACUGGUAGUGGUUUUGUGCACUCUCUGAGAUGCCCUCAGCAUCCAGACAUGUGAACUGAGCUUCACACAAUGAUGAUUCAAUAGCACUGCUGCCAACCCAUGGAUUCAUGUUCGACUGAGUGCACAGGUGCACAGGCUUUAAUUUACACACACACACACACACACACACACACACACAUAGACAGACAGACAAUAUACUCCAGCAAAUGCUAAUCAAUGAGACCAUUUCACAGACAUGCUCGUCAGUGACGCGUAUCAACAUUCAUUGAACUAACACAGACUGAUCGACCAAAGGAGCGGUAUAGAUUGAGAAUGAUGCUUCGAUCACACACUCGAUUGAACAGAACACACUCUGCAAAAAUUAAGAUAUUUGAAAGUACUACUGUACUAAAAGGAAACACACACACACACACACACACACACACACACACACACACACACAUACAUAGAUACAGCCUAUAUACCAGUACACUGGCAUAGCCCAAGUUUUGCCUUAAUAGAGUGUGAAUGGCAAAAAUACUGUAAAAUACAACUGUUAUGUAACUGCAUUUUUUGUUAAAUUAUAGUUUUGUUUCAGGCAGCACUGGUAGUAGUACAUACAGUAGGAACAGAAAGGCACGUUGAGGCUACUAAACAGACAUAUUUCACUCACAAUAUUAGACUAUCUGUGGAUAGGGUCACAGAAGAGGCCUGUGUACUGAACAUAACAUAGACUGUUAACGAACAAUCAGGCAUGACCUGCCUUAACUUACCCCAGUCAUUGCAUAUACUGUAAAGUACAUGAGGGGGGAUAAUCAGCGCAAAGGCAUAUAGUGUAGCAUACUAUGGCCAGAUUGUCUGCAAAGCAUCCAAUUUUAUAUAUAUAUUAAAAAAAUGAAGAGAUGGAUUAAUUUAAAAUGGAUUGAAUCCCUACACAUAAUCAUGUAGUUGCCCAGAGAAUUACACCACAUUUUUACAGGUUUCCACUGGUUUACCUAUUUGUUUUUGUUUUUUAAGAAAGGAUCCAUGUCCCUUGUGUUACUAAUAGUUUUACCAGAACACUGCAGAUUAUUACUUUUGCUCAAUUUCAGUUGUGUCUUCUGGUCUAAAAGUGCCUUAACAUAGAAAUGACUAAAGUCAGAAUUAGAGAGGGAGGAUGAGAGAUAUAGUUAUCUUUCUUCAUCUCCUACCAGAGCUAGAGUACAUCCUGGGUUGAUUUGAAGAGACGGAUUAUUGAAACAUCCAGUUUCCUGAGAUCUGCAUUGGAUACAGACCUCAAGGUGGAAGCUUAUGUGCAUAGACAUUGCUGGACAAUCUUGUAUUAGCUGCAUGGUCAAACUUUGCUGUAAACACUUGUUUGUCAUGAUCUUAUGUUUAUUUAUUUGUGACUGACUCUACUGUUGUACUAUUUGUAAAUAAAACAAAUUCUUGGAAAUGAAUGCCUGCAUAAAAGAGUGAGUAUAGGCCAAGUGAGCGCCAGUUAACGACCUGCAGUACAUAUUUUGGGCAGUAGAGGGCAAGCAUGUUAUAGCUUGUCAUGACAAUGAGAGCAUCCUCUGAAACGGAAUAUUUGUUUUUUUAAAAAUGUAAAAGCCUUUCAUAGAGAUGAAAAUAUUGCCAACUAACGUAUGAAUAAGUUUACUACAUCUGAAACGUUAAACGGAUGAUAUUCUUUUUUAUAAACCAUACUGUACAUAAUACUUCAAAGAAUAUCUCACAACUGUAUAUUUGAACUCAAUAAACAAAUUGCCUGUGUAUAA